Molecule: messenger RNA, 757 nt
Organism: Zingiber officinale
Lineage: Eukaryota; Viridiplantae; Streptophyta; Magnoliopsida; Zingiberales; Zingiberaceae
Exons: 3
Coding region: 312-734 (140 amino acids)
Source: RefSeq, a predicted model, not a curated record
AAUUUAUUGAUUCGAUAAGAGUUAAAACAGAAUUAAAAUAUUCUGGAAAAAAUUAGUGUUGGUUUGUCCUCUUUAAAUUAGAACUCUAGGUCUGAUUCAGAUAGUGCCUAAAGAUGCUGAUACACGACCCGCUGCAUCCUUAGACAGUUCAACAAAACCUGCACCAUCUGGACAUCUUACAACUUGGAAGGUAGCCCUUCCACCAAAGAAGCAUGCUCCCUCUUUCUCUGCUAUAAGAACACACAAGAACGCAAGGCAGGUUCUGCUAAUCCCAUCAGAGACAGAAGAUCUCAAUCCAAUCCAAGGAAAGAAUGGGGAACUGCCAGGCGAUACUGGAUGCAGUGGUGAUCCAGCACGCGGACGGGAGGGUGGAGCGACUCUACUGGCCAGUGAACGCUACGGAUGUCAUGAAAGCCAACCCAGGCCACCACGUCGCUCUUGUCACCCUGUCCUACUCAGAGAAGGAUGGCGCCACCGCCAUGAAGGCCACCCGUGUGAGACUGCUCAAGUCCAAGGAGGUUCUCCUUCUCGGUCAUGUCUACCGCCUCAUCACUUUCCAAGAAGUCGCAGUGGCUCUGAGGGUGAAGAAGAAUGAGGACGUGAAGAAGAAGCAGGGGAAUCCACAGCAGGUGAUGAAGCAAGAGAGGGGUCGGCAAAAGAACAGUGUAGAGAUGGUGAGCAGAGGUCGGCCAUGGCAGCCGUCGUUGCAGAGCAUCUCCGAGUUGGGUGGGUAACUCUGCCACUUGAAGUUCCUAUG